AUGGCGCCGAAAGCUAAGAAAGAAGCCCCUGCCCCUCCCCAAGCCGAAGCCAAAGCAAAGGCUUUGAAAGCCAAGAAGGCGGCGCUGAAGGGCGUCCACAGUCACAAAAAAAGGAUCCGCAGGUCACCUACAUUCGGACGACCCAAGACUUUGCGUCUCGGAAGGCAACCCAAAUACCCUCGAAAGAGCGCCCCCAGGAGAAACAAGCUUGACCACUAUGCCAUCAUCAAGUUCCCCCUGACUACUGAGUCAGCCACGAAGAAAAGAGAAGACAACAACACACUUGUGUUCAUUGUGGAUGUCAAGGCCAACAAGCACAAGAUCAAACAGGCUGUGAAGAAGCUCUAUGACAUUGAUGUAGCCAAGGUCAACACCUUAAUCAGGCCUGAUGGAGAGAAGAAGGCAUACGUUCGGCUGGCCCCUGACUAUGAUGCUUUGGAUGUUGCCAACAAAAUUAGGAUCAUCUACACUGAGUCCAGCUGCUAA
Mustela lutreola (European mink) is the source of this 486-nucleotide messenger RNA. RefSeq names its product large ribosomal subunit protein uL23-like. The transcript has a single exon. Gene Ontology annotation, cellular component: ribosome; cytosolic large ribosomal subunit. Gene Ontology annotation, biological process: translation; ribosomal large subunit assembly. Gene Ontology annotation, molecular function: structural constituent of ribosome; rRNA binding. NCBI's taxonomy places the organism in Eukaryota, Metazoa, Chordata, Mammalia, Carnivora, Mustelidae. The record is from RefSeq and is a predicted model, not a curated record. Bases 1 to 486 code for a protein of 161 amino acids.